AUGUCCCACCAUUUGUUCAUUGUAUCACCGUCAGAUUCGCCAUUGUAUUCCCUAGCGCACUACUCGACAAAGCCAACGAACUCCGUGGCUUCGCCGUUGUCCGCGAACCUACCGAGUUGGUCGACUAGCGCCUUUGCAGGGACACUGACUGCUUUGUCUGGGGCCUCGAGUGUAACUCACCACACGUCUGGAGGGGGUGUUCGUAUGGGUGGGGGACAGGACCGCCACGUUAUUCAGAUGAUCGCGAACGCGAGCCUGGACGUGAUUGAAGAUGUGAUGAGGAAAGAGAACGUGAUGUAUCUCAAGUCUGUGGACAAGUUCAACGAAUGGACUGUAUCGGCAUUUGUGACUCCUGGCAACAUGAAGUUUCUGCUCCUGCACGAAGGCAAGAACGACGACGGAAUCAAAUCAUUUUUCAUUGAUGUUUGGGAGCUAUAUACGAAGACGAUGCUGAAUCCGUUUCACACCGCCCAUACGAGUAUUCGGAGCCCAGUGUUUGAUUCGAGGGUGCGGGCGAGUGCAAAGAAGUAUCUGUAG
This is a messenger RNA of Pleurotus ostreatus (oyster mushroom), 537 nucleotides long. RefSeq lists its product as uncharacterized. Gene Ontology annotation, cellular component: cytoplasm; TRAPP complex; nucleus. The record is from RefSeq and is a predicted model, not a curated record. The transcript has 4 exons. Lineage: Eukaryota; Fungi; Basidiomycota; Agaricomycetes; Agaricales; Pleurotaceae. Bases 1 to 537 code for a protein of 178 amino acids. Gene Ontology annotation, biological process: endoplasmic reticulum to Golgi vesicle-mediated transport.